Schizosaccharomyces cryophilus OY26 is the source of this 2553-nucleotide messenger RNA. RefSeq names its product glucosidase I Gls1. Gene Ontology annotation, molecular function: Glc3Man9GlcNAc2 oligosaccharide glucosidase activity. The record is from RefSeq and is a predicted model, not a curated record. Bases 39 to 2459 code for a protein of 806 amino acids. Gene Ontology annotation, cellular component: endoplasmic reticulum membrane. NCBI's taxonomy places the organism in Eukaryota, Fungi, Ascomycota, Schizosaccharomycetes, Schizosaccharomycetales, Schizosaccharomycetaceae. Gene Ontology annotation, biological process: protein N-linked glycosylation; oligosaccharide metabolic process. The transcript is spliced from 3 exons.
CACAAAUCUAUCGUCGAUACUUCUAGUGAGAGUACGCGAUGGUAUAUAGUAGUACCUGUCGAGUAAUUUCAUGGUUCCUAUUGGGAACUGUGUUUUUACUCUGGAAUGCGCUCCUUUGUCACGCAAACGUAAACGCAAUUGAAAAUGUAGUGAAUGACUCUUUGUUAUGGGGACCUUACCGCCCAAAUCUAUACGUAGGCAUACGUCCAAAGGUCCCAAAUUCUCUAAUGAGUGGAUUAAUGUGGGCAAACGUCGAUGAUUAUGCCAGAUUUUCGAAACUUCGUCACCGUGCAGAACAUGGCGAUGAUAUUGGCGCUUUUGGUUGGACUUCGUAUGAUGUUCGCCGAGGUGGUCAACAAGUGAUUGAAGAUCUUCUUAUGGGUAUAAAAAUGGAAACCGAAUUCAUUAAAUUACCUGACCGAAAUUGGGCCUUACGUGUUCAUGGAACUCCUCUGCCUGGAGCACCUGAGGACCUGACCACAGCUCUAUUUUUCUACGCCUAUGUGAAUGGAGAAGGCAACUUGGAAUUGAAAUCAACAUCUCCUAAGAAAGUUUUCAUGGAAGGUCAGACACCUGACUUAGGUAAAUUCCGUGUUCAUACUUAUAAUCGCAUGGGCGAGCAUCCUAGUACUAGUGGAGUGGAAGACUUGGAAAGUACUACAAUGGACAAGGAUUACUUUGCUGGCUUUAAAAUCAAUUCAAAAGAAGUUUGGCAAACUUCUGAAAUCCUUCUAUAUUUGCUAGACACAAAAAUGCAAGUCUUAAGCGAAAAGGAAAAUAUGAAAACCUUGGAUGAUUUACCUCCUGCCUAUGAAACCUUGCUUUUACCAAAUGUUCCAGGUGGUGAUGGUCUCCAGUUCAUCCAAAAGGUAUUCAAGGGAGAGUUUAUUUUCGACAUUAUUUUCAAUUCCGCUAAAACCGCAGUGGCCUCUGAGGAAACAAUCACCAAGACGAUUGAAGAAAAUCAUAAAGCUUUCUCAAAAAGAUUUCAAGAAGUAUUUCCACUCAAGUACCCUUAUGAUGAAAAUCCAGAAUAUCAACGUUUUGCUGAGUUUGCUUUUGCCAAUUUAUUUGGUAACGUUGGAUUUUUUGAAGGUGACUCAAUCGUAAGCAAAACUCCUAUCGAACCUGAUGAUGAAGAUUAUGAAUUUAUGCAAGGCUUCGAAAGUGCAAAGGGAAAGUUGGCUGAAAAUUCUGCUUUCUUUGAUAAGGAGCGUCAUUUGCUCACUGCUAUCCCCAGUCGAUCUCAUUUCCCACGAGGAUUUUAUUGGGAUGAAGGCUUCCAUCUUUUGCCAAUUGGCCUCUGGGACAACGAUUUUAGUCUGGAAAUUUUAAAGAGUUGGUUUUCUCUUGUUAAUGAAGAUGGUUGGGUUGGCCGUGAACAAAUACUUGGGUCUGAAGCUCGCAGCAAGGUUCCUGAUGAGUUUCAGACUCAAUAUCCCGAUAUUGCGAAUCCCCCCACUCUCAUCUUGGCUUUGAAAGCUUACAUAGAAAGACUUAAAGAACAAGAUUAUAAAAAAUCAUUCGACGACGUUGGCUCCGAUUAUUCUUUAGAAGACUUGGAAUACCUUCGCUCUGUUUCUGUUUCAAAUCCUGAAAUGUCUAUACAAUUUCUUCGAGAACUGUUUCCGUUGAUGUUGCGCCACUAUGAAUGGUUUAGAAGGACUCAGCAAGGCGACUUUGACACAUGGGAUCGUGAAUCAUUUUCUAAUGUGGAAGGCUAUCGCUGGCGUGGUCGUACAUAUCGACAUUGUCUCGCCAGUGGAUUAGAUGAUUAUCCCAGAGCCCAACCUCCUAGUAUUGCUGAGCUGCAUGUUGAUUUGCUUAGUUGGAUGACUUCUUUCACAAAGAGUCUACGUUUUGUUGCUGAAUUCUUAGGUGAAACUGAGGAAGCCGAAAGAUUAACCAACAAUGAAUAUGCUAUGCUUCGAAACUUGGAUGAUCUUCACUGGGAUGAGGAAAUGCAGACUUACUGUGAUGCUAGCGUUGAUGAAUACGAUGAUCCUAAAUAUGUUUGUCACAAGGGAUAUGUUUCGUUGUUACCAUUGAUGUUAGGCCUUUUGCCUCCUGAUUCUGAAAAGCUAACAACUAUGUUACAUAUGAUUAGAGAUGAAAGUGAGUUGUGGUCUCCUUAUGGUAUUCGAAGCUUGAGUUUGAAUGACCCUUAUUUUGGAACGGACGAGAACUACUGGCGUGGCCCUGUCUGGAUGAAUAUGAAUUACUUGAUUUUGAGCAGUCUGUACCAAAAUUAUAUCCAUGUCCCUGGACCUAACCAGGGAUUGGCUAAAUCUAUCUAUGAGGAACUUCGUAUCAACGUUGUAAACACUGUUUUCAACAACUGGAAGCGUACAGGCAUAUUCUGGGAGCAGUACGACUCUGUAACCGGCGUGGGCCAACGAACUAAAGAUUUUACUGGUUGGACUACACUGAUUGUGAAUAUUAUGUCAGAAAAGUAUUAAGUAAAUAGAUAAAUGAUGCCUGUUUAUGUCUAUAAUAAAUAAAUUACAAGAAUGGAAGUACUAGUAUAAGAUUUUUCACCAAAACUCAGAGAGA